CCCGAGGCGGUGACCUGAAUCAGGGCUUUGUAGAUGUUGUGUAGUAGUUGUUGUUGUACGACGUCUUAGCCCUUCCGUCCUGGUCGUCUCGGAUAUACUCCAGAUAUACACAAUAUCUACAUACGGGAUUUGCUGCAAAUUUCACGAUUUCUCCCUUCAGUUGGACAAGAAGGAAUCCCUUGCUUCACGUGAUAAAUAUAGUUGGGAGACACCCUUGUGACGUCAUCCACGCCCAUGUUUGGAUCGAUCACCCACCUCAGGCGAAAAGUUGUGAAUUUUUUAUCAGAGGGCGGCGUUAGCUUCUAGCGAAACCGCUAGAGGAAAAAUUAUACGCCCAUUCAUUCGUUAUUGAAUGGAAAACCCGGAACCUAUCGAGGCAAAAUGGCGAGAGCAGUUUGCGGAUGCACCAAUACCAAGCGUGCUCGCCGGCCGUGACGAACACGGUACAUCAACAAGGGACUUGCGUCUCUUUCUACAGGUGACAAGAGACAAAAUAACUCAACUCAGGGUAGAGUUAGAACAGCAGGAAUUUAUUCAGAAGACUUUGGAGGCUGAACUGAAAGACCGAGAAGAGAAAGAAAAAUGUGAAAAGGACGACAAGUUCAUAAAUGAUUAUGUUUACAGUUUUGUCGGCAAAGACAAAAGGUGCGGUUAUCCACCAUUUUCUUACGACCCGGAAUUGGUUGAUGCAAGGCGUGACAGUGAUUGUGUGACGCGAAGCGGGAAGAAUGACCAGUCACCUGAAAGAACAGUGAAUGGGAGUGGCAAGAUAGGGACGAGCGAUUCAUUUCUGCGAAACUAUCAACAGAGAAAGCACAUUUCGUGGUCGCAUUCAAGGGGGGACAACUCUGUCGCGACUCGAGCACCUGUCCCAAUUUACCACUCGAAAAUAACAGUCAUCGAUUCAGACACGGACUCGGACUAUGGCAAAGUAUGGGUGGUCCCGUCACGAUCAAAACAUGAAGUAACCACGAGGUAUUCAACAGGUAUGUUGCCUGCUUCAAAUUUAAGUUGCAGCUUGUCAUCGAAGCAGCCCCCUCCUGUUCCGAGAAAACCUAGCAAACCGCAACCUGCACCGCGUCUCAGUUUACAUAGAAGUAGCUCGUCUGAUUUGUCACUGCUGAGCACCUUUCAGACAGAGGCUGAUCAACAAUUUAGUUCUCUUCCACGUGAUACAGCUUUGAAUGCUAACACAAUGGCUACAUGUAUGACGGACAAUGGUCUACCUGGCCCUACUGAAAACACUGGUCAAAAUGAUGUCAGCGAAAACGCAUCCCAUGCAAACAGCGACGAGGGGUGUGCCAAACGUUUGUCGAGUAAACAUUCUACAGGACUUGAAUACACAAACAGCAAGUCCGUUAUCACAGAGAGACAGUGUGACAGUUUACCAGUACGCCUGAGCACAGGUGAGAGGCCAGGGAUUCAGGACCUUUGUGCAUCGAGUUUAGUCAGUGCCGUUAACAUAAGCAACUCUUUAACUCAUCUGGAUCAGGUCUCAUGCCAGGAAACUGAAACUCCCUGUCGUCAGACAUUAGAUGAUACAGACAUGAAGAAACUGUAUCGUACAAAGAGCGACAGAAAGCACCUUGACACGGGUGAUGGAGCAAAGUUUGAUCAGAUAGAAGGAACAUAUCGGAAACUUAACGAUGAAUGUACUUAUCGGAAGCUUGAGGAUGAAGGUACCUAUCGGAAACUUGAGGAAGAAUAUUCAACAGUGUCGAUCAAAACUGAGGAUUGUGGGGUUGUCGAUGUUCCUAUGCGGAAUAAACCAGAGAAAAUAAAACCUGACAGCAUUUUGUCAGAUUCGGAACAACAUAAAUCUCAUAGUAGUGCUCAGAGUUAUGAGAAUUGGACAAUUGAUCGUUGUCUUACGAGACAAGAUGAUUCGAAUGACAGCGAUGGAAGUGAUCAUCUGUAUGACAAUAUGGUGUUUGGGGAGGUUUCUCCUGCGUCAACGUUACAGAAACAGCCUUACAAAGGUAGUAAAGACUCAGGAUUGUGCGAUGACUUGUCGACCAACGAGUCCUCGCCAUCGGUGUCUGACAGCGUGAGUGUCACGACGGAGGAAAGUGCUGUAGAUGGUGGUGCAGACAGUUCUGCCAAACCUGCAACAUCGGACGAGUCCGACGACGGAGAUAACGGAGAAUGUGUGGAUGUACAAUCAGACUCCAGUGACGAUGACAAGAAUGCUGACAGCAUCUCCCUUGCUUCCGACAUUGUGUUCAUCCCAGCCUCCGAACUGCCAGCAUCGGCCAAUCAUGAAGCAGAAAGCAGGUCACCUGAGCAGUGCCGGGACUCCCACCCUGAUAUCCCUAUGGCGGUGUCCCCCCAGAUCAAGCGAGUCAUCCUCGAGUCCCCUGUGGUCAGCAGUGGCGAGGAGGAGGUGUCAUUUGAUGAGACUGACGGAGUACCGGAGGAGUUGUCUGCCCGUGACAAGCUGCUGCAGAUGCGGCAGUACAUCGUGAAGGGCGUGCUGGAGAGUGAAAAGAGUUACCUCGCCAUCCUCGAACUCCUCAUCCAUUACAAGAGGUCACUGGAGGCGUCGAGUCAGACCUCGAAACCUGUGAUCUCGGAGGAAGAUAACAACGCCAUCUUCUUCAACAUUAAGAAACUGUAUGCAAUCCACCAGGAGUUCGUCAAGGAGCUCGAGCCAAAGGUCAACAACUGGUCACAUGAUCAGAAAAUUGGCGAAAUCUUCAAAAUGAUGGUGUUCCAGUUCCCCGAGUUCGGCAAGUAUAUGAAGAACUACCAGGUGGCUGUGACCACCAUACACAGGUGCUCCCAGGAAAACCCCCAAUUCCAGGAGAUCGCAGGGAAAGUGACAUUCGGUUCUCAUGCCAAAGAAGUAACAAAUCUGGAAGAUGCCCUGUUCAAGCCUGUUCAGAGAGUGCAGAGGAACGCCCUGGUCCUCCAUGACCUGAUCAAGUACACCCCCGAGGACCACGAGGACCACCGGCUGCUGAGGAAGGCCCUCGAUCUGUCCCAGUACAACCUGGAGGAGAUCUCCUCCACCAUACGGGAGAGUGGAGCCCUGCCUCAGGAGAAGCGCCACCUGGUGAAGAGUAGUUUCCUGGUGGAGCUGGUGUCGGGUCAACGCAAGGUGCGCUACAUCUUCCUCUUCAGCGACGUCCUCGUCUGCACCAAGAAGGACAACAACAGGAAAGCCUCGAACUUUGACGUGAAGUGGAUCAUACCUCUGUGUAGACUCACAAUAGACACACACUUUGACUACCAAGAUGAUUUGAAACACAGUCAUAAGGAGAAUAUCGAGGCGAUGAAGAAGAAGAUUGGACAGCUGAAGUCUGAGCUGAGAGAUGAAGUAAAGUACGAGGAGGCAAGAGUGUCGAAGCACUGGUCCAUCAGUGGGCUAGCUGCCGCCCGCAGUGUGGACAAGCUGAAGAGGAAGAUCCAUGAACUGGAGGCCCAGCUGAUCCUGCAACUGCCCAAGUUGGCGGUCAAGUUGACCCACGAGGGGGGGAAGGUCCACACCCUGCUGAUGACCACCGACUACGAGAGGGAAGAAUGGCUGGAGACCUUGACCUCGCUCUGUAGAAAAUGUGGGCACGAUGACCCAAGUCUGAGCACAUAUGAAGUACAGGAACUGGUCAACACCUCAAAAGCCCUACCUCAGGUCAACAAGUUCGGCUCUGUACUUAUGCAGAAAGAUGAGGAGGUGUUGAACGGGACUCUGAACGUCACGGUCCACAAACUGAACGGCCUGGUGACUCCUUGUGACACCUACUGUUGUGUAGAGAUGGACUCGUACGAUCAUUUCUUCAUGAAGGCACGGACCAACAUCUGUCCGACAUCGGCAGACCCGGCGUGGGAUGAGGACUUCGAGCUGGAGCUGGACGGGAGUCAGACACUCCGCGUGCUUGUGUACAAGAAGGUUGACAACAAGUCGGACAGGCUGCUAGGGAGAGGAGCUCUUGAGCUGUGUAAAUCCUGGCUCAAGACAAAUUUUCAAGAGAAGACAAUUUCCAUGAAUGACGUGUCGUUGGUGAUAUCGGUGCGUCACACCCCAGCUAACCGCACGAUGCGUCGGACUCCCUCCCAGCAGAAGACGGGGGUGUUCGGGGUGAAGAUCAGCACGUCGGCUCGCCGCGAGGGGAAGACCGUUCCCUCCAUCGUGACAGCCUGCAUACAGGAAGUGGAGAAACGAGGCCUGGACGAAACAGGCAUUUACCGAGUGUCAGGGGUCACGUCCGAGGUGCAGAGGUUGAAGAAGGCAUUUGAUAAAAAUGUGCGAUUAGGGACCUGUCACGUGACAGACUGCGACAUCCACGCCGUCACAGGCAUGCUAAAGCUGUACUUCCGUGAGCUGCCGGAACCUCUCUUCACAGAGGCCAACUACACAAACUUCGUGGAGUCACUACGGUUAUCGGACAAGGAAGCUAAGGAGAAGUGCAUGCUGGGACUCCUCCACAACCUCCCCGACGCCAACUACUACACCAUCGUCACCCUGCUGGAGCAUCUAGUCAGAGUUGCAAAGAAUGUGAAGGAGAACAAGAUGACCAUACACAACCUGGCAACUGUCCUUGGUCCGACCUUGCUUGCCCCAGCAGUUAAAGACACAACCACCAACCCGCUAGAAAUGAUGUCCAAAACCACAGAACAGGUGAUGCUUCAGUCAGCCAUUGUCAACUACUUCCUGUCCCUUGCUGCUCAAGGUCGUAGUCUCAGAAGGUCAGCUCAGGUCUAGGUCAAGGUCAACAAAAUGUCACAGGUCAAGGACAUGACCUUUGGAACAAGAUUUCUUUUUGUGAAAUACAUUUCUCAACAAGAUAGAAUUUUGUUCAUUAAAACCUUUUUUGUGUUGUUUGUAUUGAAAGGGUGUAGUGACAUUCAAACAAAAGGUUUGACUCAGUGUACUCUGUAAUAUAUCCGAACUUUCCUUCCAUGUUGAGACCAAAGAUCCAUGAAACAUUCCAUCAUUAACUUCCAACAUUGCAACACAGUAGUGACCUUGUCAGAGAUGUCGGGAACAAUAGUGUCCACAAUGACGCAAGCAACGAGAUGUGGAAGUCGGUUACAGAGAGAAAUCACAGAUGUGAAGUGUCAGGACCUCAGCCUUGUGAACUACUGUUGGCCAUGGUUCUGGGCAGAUGUAACAAGAGAUUUUAGUGUGUGGCACUUUCUUUAUUUAUCACUGAAGAUGACACCAUGAAGCUGAUCUGGGGAUCAGUCAUGACCUCAUGGGAGGUGUAGGAUGUUGGAGUAGAGAAGUGUCAUGAUGUCAUGAAGUGUUGGCUGUUGGAGAAGAGAAGUGUCAUGACGUUGUGAGGUGUAGGAUGUUGGAGAAGAGAACUGUCAUGAUGUCAUGAGGUGUUGGCUGUCAGACAACAGAUUGUCAUGACGUGAGGUGUUGGAUGUUUAAAAACAGAUGUCGUGAGGUGUUGGAUAUCUGAAAAGAGAACUGUCAUGAUGUCAUGAGGUGUUGGCUGUCAGACAACAGAUUGUCAUCACGUGAUAUGUUGGAUGUUUAAAAACAGAUGUCGUGAGGUGUUGGAGAAGAGAAGUGUCAUGUCAUUUCUGAGAAUUUAAGUUCCAUGACGACAUGUGACAUGCAAGAUGACAGAGAACUGAAGUGCCAUGACGUGUGACAUGCAAGGUGACAGAGAACUGAAGUGCCAUGACGUGUGACAUGCAAGGUGACAGUACUGAAGUGCCAUGACGUGUGACAUGCAAGGUGACAGUACUGAAGUGUUAAAAGGAGACUGCAGAAGGUGGAUGGAAGAUGAGGAGGAGCUGGGAACAUGGUCAGACGUCGCUUGCCUUUGCCUUGCUAAUGAAUGUCUACCUACCCACUAUGAGUGAACAUGGCAUGCUUUUCAUAAGCAUGUCUUGCCUGGUCUGGAUCUGGACAAGUUUUAUAAGUGAUGAAGUGCUUUCCUUAGUAGGGGUUAGACAAUGUUCGAGGAGCGACGUACCAUGUUUGUAAUCACAAGUGCUUCAACGUGCUGACUGCAAGGAUUUUAGACAUUGAAGACCAAGACUUGUUUCGUGUGUAUUCCACCAAUAGGCUGUUUUGGUCUGAUUGUGCAACAAGAUUUAAAACGUUUUAUGAUGUAUCUGUCCAGGAGUACGGAAAUCGAAGCCUUUCGAUAUUGCUACAGAGGAAACAACGCUAUGCCUUUCCGGACGUUGUUUAAGACUCCUGUAUUUUCCAGAUUGUUUUAAUUUGCAAAUGAGCUUGCUAUUUAUUUGCCUUGCAUGCAUUGAAGCUAUUUCUAUGACAUUUGAUUGUUACAGUGUUGAUGUGGCGUGUUUGAUUGGAAAAACUGCCAUAGGGCAGAUAUGCUUGAUCUGCCUCUAGUCUUGGACUGCUAGCCAAGUGGCUGUGUGUUGUUACCAGUGUGUCUUUAACAGGUUGCUAUGGAGACAGUUAUGUCUGGAACGUGUUACCAUGGUUUCGUGUGCUGUCAUGUCUGACAUGUUACCAUGGUUACAUGUAGGAGUUAUGCAACAGGUAACAAUGUUUUUUUGUGUUGUUUUGUCAUUGACAUGUUACCAUGGUAACAGAUGUAUGUAUCAGGAUACCAAUUUUAGUCAUUUCACCAUAGUUUCUUGGUUUGGAUGAAACAGACGGAUUACUGUAUUUUAAGAGGAAAAGAUGAUAAUUUUAUUUAACUGUCCUUUAUUUAAAUCUAGUUGCCGUGUACUUUUGUUGUAGUAUUUUAAGAUUAUUUUGAAGUCGAUCUUUUGAUCAUUCCACGAAGCUUGUACAAAAUAAAACCUUCAGAAGAUUAUGUAGAAUGAAAUUCUAGUAGAUUGUAAAAAGUUGUAUAUUCUUGCCCAGUUGUAAAUACAGGAGAAAAUAGUCCACCAGAGGGGUAAUAACAGAUUUUCUUGAAUUUUGCAAACCUGAAAUCCAAUAUGAAAGCUAGCAAGUGUUCCCAACACCCUACAGUUGUAAGCUUAGUUAGACUGUGUACAUAUUUACUCCAAGCCCCGAGUUCUCGAAACAAACUAAGUUCAAAAACUGACUUAAGUCUGAACUUCUAAAACAAAACUGAGUCAAUUUUUUGCUCACACUGAGUUAGAAACCAGGCAAAACUUUGGUUAAAAAGUUAGCCUACAUGGCAACUUAAGUUUUAAUUCAGACAAAAAUGGCAUUUGCUAAUAGACAUAAGCAGAGAUCGAAGAGACAGGUUAUUUCUAGGGGCUUACCGAUCGUGACAACCCACUGCAAUACGUAUUGGAUGAAGAUUUAUUCCUUAGAUUUAGGUUUGGGGUGAAAACAAUUCUAUACAUCAUGUCACUCGUCCAACAGCUGAGUUUUUGCUGAUAUUGAUUUGAGAAAUGCUUUUGAGUUAAAAACUCAGCUGAUAUUUUUUGCACUCUCAGUUUGAGAUUUAAGUAAAAUUUUAUUUUUGUUUCGAAAAAUCGGGGCCAGAACGACUAUGUUAGUGGGUAGACAUGCUAAUUAUGAUGUCCACACUCGUGACAAUUCUAGUUCUUGAUCAAGAUAUUCAAGUGCCAAUGUGUUUGUGAGAAUGUUUUCUGUCACAAAGUGUUGUUUAAUUAUGAAACCAAUGUGUCCUCUGGUUAUGCUUCAUGUGUGUUUAGUCAGCAGAAUAUUGAUGUGAGUAUUUAAUGUACAGUGAAACAGGUGCCCUGCCUAUCCCAGCAUGACUUGCUGUGUGGACACUGUUGUACAGAGGGGUGUACAUAGGUCCUUGUGUCUACAUCGUUGCUGCUGUAACAAUACAGGUUACUGUAACAAUACAGGUUACUGUAGUUGUGUUGUUUUUUCCUGGCUGUAGAUAGUCCUGAGAUAGGUUCACUGAAGCCCUGAUAAUGUUCUGAUAAUGGAUAGACUUACAAAAGCCCUGGUAAUGGAUAGAUUUACUGAAGCCCUGAUAAUGGAUAGAUUUACGAAAGCCCUGAUAAUGGAUAGAUUUACGAAAGCCCUGAUAAUGGAUAGAUUUACGAAAGCCCUGAUAAUGGAUACUUUUAAAAAAGCUCUGACAAUGCAAGAUUUACGAAAGCCCUGAUAAUGGAUAGACUUACUAAAGCCCUGAUAAUGGAUAGAUUUACGAAAGCCCUGAUAAUGGAUAGAUUUACUAAAGCCCUGAUAAUGGAUAGAUUUACAAAAGUUCUGAUAAUGGAUAGAUUUACUAAAGCCCUGAUAAUGGAUAGAUUUACGAAAGCCCUGAUAAUGGAUACUUUUAAAAAAGCUCUGACAAUGCAAGAUUUACGAAAGCCCUGAUAAUGGAUAGACUUACUAAAGCCCUGAUAAUGGAUAGAUUUACGAAAGCCCUGAUAAUGGAUAGAUUUACUAAAGCCCUGAUAAUGGAUAGAUUUACAAAAGUUCUGAUAAUGGAUAGAUUUACUAAAGCCCUGAUAAUGGAUAGAUUCACUAAAGCCCAGAUAAUGGAUGUUUCACUAAAGCCAUGAUAAUGGAUGUUUCUCUAAAGCCCUGAUAAUUGAUAGAUUUACAAAAGCCCUGACAAAAGAUAGAUUUACUGGGACCAAAGUCUUUACCAGGUAACACAAACUCAGGUAUGGAAACAUUGUUGAUGUGUUACAUGGGCAAAUCGACCGUCGGAAUCUACUUUCAAAUUAUCAAAACAGGUAUACCGGAUGAAGUUUAUCAGAAGUGUUAAGAAGAGAAAAUAGUUACUAAAUUGCAAGUAUACAUCCAAAGACCGUUGGCCUGUCCCACACAGUGAAUACCCUGAAAGUAUGUUUUAGUUAAAAGUAUUGCAGUUACCAUUGUAAGUAUGUUUAUAGGUGUGUUUUUAUGUCAUGUAUGGCGGCAGUUACAACAUGGGUGAUUUAUAUAUCUCUUUCUGAGAGUCACGUUGAUGUUGCUGUUGCUGUUGCUGUUGCUGUCCCCCAUGUGUACACGACCAGGGGUGUAGAGAUACACGGUCUGUGAUCCUGUUGUUUUCUUGUUAUUGUCAAGAUAUACCGAACAAAAAUAUUUAGGGAUCAUAAAUAUUUUUUGGGAUAUUUUUUAUGAAAUUGUCAUCACUAAUAAAGAAUAUGCCCCAAAAUAUUCAUGAUCCCUAACUGUUUUGUUUUGUAUAAGAUCAUUUUUUAACUGAUUAACUUGCACACUACGAGGGAAUGAAUUAUGUUUAUUUGAGAAACCACCUGAGCCAUUCCAAAAGAGAAAGAAUUAUUUAGAUUUUGUUUGAAACUCUAUGUUCUGCCAUGUUCAUCAGUGUUUCAUGUUUUAAGAAUUUAGUCCAAGAAUCUCAAAUUGGUGCUUUCAUAACCACAAAGUAAGAAACUGUACCAGUUCGUGAAUUCUGUUCUUAACAUCUUCACGCCAUUUGAAAUUGAUGGAAUUUACAGAACCAAACUAUUCAUGCAAAUUUCCAUCAUAAUUCCAACUUAACAUCAUGCUGUGAUUCUGUCCAGUUUCCCCAACAUUAUUCACAUCCUUCAUCACACAAUCAUCUCCAUGUCUGUAGCAAUGUUGGGAGGAAGACUUGAAGUUACUUUAACCUUUUUCUUUAAAUUUUUCGUUUCUUUUGGGCAAUUCAGAAAGUGAUUUUAGCCCUGUGAACAUCACUUGUUUGAACACAGGGAGCGAGGUAGUACACUGGAUUGUGUGUUCCCUGUUCCUGACUAUGACCUGGGUUUGAUUCUUAAGAUGAGCAGUGAUGCAGCUACAAUAGGGUCACAAAUUACAGCCCUAUUCACUUGGAUCAUGGGGAUGUUGGAGAUUUUAUAAGCGCUUCGGGUAGAGAUGAUUUCACACUGUUUCCAUUCACACGCUUCAUCAGUGGACGGAGGUGGCCGAGUAGUUAAGGUCCUCUCUCUUCACAAUGACCUGGGUUUGAAUCCCUACAUAUGAAGCCUGAAUCCACUGCUUAAUGUGGCCUGACUAUUGAUAAGGUGGUGUAAAAACAAACCUCACAUUCUUCUGAUUGUAAACACCUUCAACUUACCCUCAGAUCAGUCUUGUUAUUAGGGCAGGGACGAUACACCAACUGUGCGAUCCGAUACGUAUCACGAUACCUUGUACACGAUCCGAUACGUAUCACAAUACCUUGUACACGAUCCGAUACGUAUCACAAUACCUUGUACACGAUCCGAUACGUAUCACAAUACCUUGUACACCAUCCGAUACGUAUCACAAUACCUUGUACACGAUCCGAUACGUAUCACGAUACCUUGGAUACGAUUCGAUAUGUAUCACGAUACCUUGUACACAAUCCCAUAUGUAACUUGAUACCUUGUACACGAUCUGAUACGUAUCACGAUCCAAUAUGUAUCACGAUACCUUGUACACGAUCCGAUACGUAUCACGACACCUUGUACACGAUCCGAUACGUAUCACGACACCUUGUACA
Molecule: messenger RNA, 10310 nt
Organism: Haliotis rufescens (red abalone)
Lineage: Eukaryota; Metazoa; Mollusca; Gastropoda; Lepetellida; Haliotidae
Product: breakpoint cluster region protein-like
Exons: 22
Coding region: 353-4702 (1449 amino acids)
Biological process (GO): signal transduction; positive regulation of GTPase activity
Cellular component (GO): membrane
Molecular function (GO): guanyl-nucleotide exchange factor activity; GTPase activator activity
Source: RefSeq, a predicted model, not a curated record